UAUAUCGAUGGUUUUAAACCUAGGUGUGCAUUUGGACCAUUCAAAGGCGAAUUUGAAGAAGUAUGCCCUACAAAUGAUCCGGUUGCCAUCUUUCUGAUUUUCCAAAUGGGCCCCGCCGGCAUGCAUACAUUCGGGCCCACUGAAAAUUAUGUGCCGGCUAUAUGCAUUGCAAUCGAUAAAAAGCAUACUGGGAGACAAAAGACAUAUGUUUUUCUUUUGUCGCACUAAUAGUCACUGUAUAAAUACGUGUAAAGUCAUAAUUAUACAUUUUUCAAACAAAUAGCUAAAUUAUAUAAUCUUAUAAUCCAAUGACCUCAAACAUAAGCUUCAUUAAUCUUAUAACGCUAAAAUUGUCAUAGAGUUAGUAAUUAGUAUGCUUGUGAUGUGCUUGCUAUAUUCUCAUCAUAUUAGUAUAGAGAUGUGCAAGAUAUAAAUAACAAUAUAUUGAAAUAAAUAAAGGUGGGCAAUGAUGGAGUAAACGUGAUAGGUUUGACAUGACCCCACGAUGGCGAAGAAAUGAAAGUAAAAACAUUAGAAAAAGUACCUAAUGAUAGAAGAACAGGUUGUUCCCCAAAUCUGAAAGCAAAAAUUAUUUCGAAGAAUAAAUAUUACAUACAAAGAUAAAGCUGCAAAUUUGAAUUUAUCUUGUAACUUUUGAAUUUUGAUGUUUUUGUUUGGUCAACAACUGAUCAGCAUGCAUGACCCUGAUAAACCUUCUUUCUUUACUUCACAACUUGCUACGUUCAUAUUUAAAUGGCUUGACGUUUUAUUUACUAGUUACAUUUUUCUUUAUAUAAUGUGAAUCUUUCACAGUACACAAUGACAAAUAAUGAAGAAUAUGCAGAUUUUUUUCGCAUUAUGUGGUUGGAUCAAACAUUAACAUCAAGAUUAAUUAAUUAACGAAGUUUCUCGUUUCAAUUAUAGAGCCUUGGUUAGAUUUUGAUCAUUUUUUGUUCUUUUAAGUUUUUAUUGUAGUUGAACCCACUUUAAUUUUCAUGUUCCUAAUUUUGAAGGUCUUGUAUAUUCACUAGCAGUCUAAUUCAAACUUCAAAACCCAGCUCAAGGACAAUAUUCACAACUGGCGAUAAGUAGCUUUCUCCUUCUGAAACCAUCAUAAAUAUUAUUGAUGAUCUCAUUCAUGUAGAUGUACAAACCAAACAUAAAAUAACAUAUCAUUGCUUUAUAUGUAGUACUAAUAGUCUAGUACGUACGUAGUACAGAACCACAAAUCAAGUUGUAUGUCAUGUAUCUACCACGCUAUCUAUCUUCCAUGAAUAACAUGCAUGAGAAGCAAUAAAACAUAGAAAUCAUGAUGAUAAUAUCAUCGCCUUUAGCCAUUCAGUUCCCUAUUUACCUAACCCCACUCAAAUUUUAAAACGUUAAUGUCCAUUUUUUUUUUCAUUUUUGUCUUAUACACUGGUAAAUGUCAAUAUAUUGUAAAAUCUGUACUGGAGGAAUACAUAUAAAUGAUAUUUUUCUUAAAAAAAACUUACAAUGCGGUAUAAGAAUUAGUAUAUACAAAAAUGACAAUUCACUAUCUCACGGAUAAACCAGUAAAUUUUAUCUUGUUGAAAUUAAUCGUGAUGAUGGACACACACUAUCCAACCACUAUUGUCAUCAACAUAUUCUUUACAAUUUGACUGCGUUAAGAAAUAAAUUUUCUCCUUAAUUUCUUCAGUGGUUUGCCUUUUUCUCCUUUUUAGUUAUUUAAUUUAAUUUAAUUUUUUUCCUCACAACCCACCAAGAUAAAUAGGUACAUGGUAUCCCCUGAAUUCAACAUAUUCACACAACGAACAUCUCGUAAAGAAAAUAAAAACAAUGAGUGAGCUUUUCGACACUCUCCCCACUUGGGAUCUCCAUAACCUUGGAUCACUCUUCAACCAAAACUUCAACUUAGAUGCAUGUUACAACAUUGAUGAAUCGCCGGAGCAUAUACUCCGUUCGCCGGAGGUGGAUAUUAUCGGUGAUGUAUCCACCGGCUACCUCGAAGACGCACUCAUCGAAUUCCGUGUGAAAAGCAAGCGGAGACGUCUUUCGUUCAACGCCGAGGACAAACCAAAUAAUCACUUUGACAAUUAUCAGAAUGAUUGGAGAAUCUCUGAGAAUUAUAGCUGCACGAGUAGUCAGUUUGCAGAUGAAUCUCCAAAUUCAUCCAUUAAUAUUUUUCCAGAAUCUUCAAAUCAGCCGAAACACUCUUUCGAGCCAUCUUCAUCCACUUCAGAGAAACAUUACUGUGACAAUAAGAAGAGAGUAGUGUAUCCAUUUGGACUGGUGAAACCAGGUGGUCGAGAAGAAGAUGUAACCCUAAACGACAUAAAUAAGAAGAUUCUCAUGCCGUCGGCUCGGCCAGUUCGGCAUCCGGUUGGAGCCUUUGCAUGCCGUCCGUGUCUCUCUGCUCAUGGACCGGGUCUUUCAGGCAAAGCCGUGGUUGCUUUCACAAAGAUACAAACAUCAGGGAGGGGUACAAUUACUAUAAUAAGAACCAAGGGAUGAGAUAUAUGUAAUACUCGUACCUAGACAGGGCAAUCUUUAUAGAUAGUAAGUAGUGUGUACUCGAGAUGAUAAAACAACGUUAAUCAUUGGUUGUCAUGUUUAAACGUCUUCGUGUGUAUAAUGAAAAAAUGGUUAUGCGUUUUUCUGUUUCUUUU
Molecule: messenger RNA, 2648 nt
Organism: Brassica rapa (field mustard)
Lineage: Eukaryota; Viridiplantae; Streptophyta; Magnoliopsida; Brassicales; Brassicaceae
Biological process (GO): female meiotic nuclear division; male meiotic nuclear division
Source: RefSeq, a predicted model, not a curated record